UUAGCUGUUCCAACUGUCUAUGAACCAUUAGCAAAGAAAAGAGGAGGAGAAGACCCCAUUUCAUUCUUGAACAAGCAACUCUUACAAAAGUACGAUCCUACUGGGAAAAGAAGAGCAUUAGUACACUCUAAGACCGGGUUGCGUGCUGGAGAUAUUAUCAAAGUCACCUACCUCGACAGAACCGAUGUGGUUGGAAGAGUUUUGGGUGUCAAGAGAGGUGAAAAUAACGUAGGAACCAACAUCUUGUUGAGAAACAAGAUCAACAGAAUCGGAUGUGAAGUUAGAAUCCCCGUGUUCAGUCCUAAGCUCAGAAACAUCGAAAUUGUUCAAAGACCAAAGCAAUACUUACCAAGAGCCAAACAAUACUACAUUAGAAACACCAAGCUCGACGUGGAUGACAUUGAAGCUUCCAUAAAACGUCAAAACAAGAAGAAUAGAAAGGCCGAAGAGACCAAAUAG
This is a messenger RNA of Suhomyces tanzawaensis NRRL Y-17324, 459 nucleotides long. RefSeq names its product mitochondrial 54S ribosomal protein bL19m. The annotation marks the transcript as partial. Gene Ontology annotation, biological process: translation. Gene Ontology annotation, molecular function: structural constituent of ribosome. The record is from RefSeq and is a predicted model, not a curated record. NCBI's taxonomy places the organism in Eukaryota, Fungi, Ascomycota, Pichiomycetes, Serinales, Debaryomycetaceae. The transcript has a single exon. Gene Ontology annotation, cellular component: ribosome; mitochondrial large ribosomal subunit.